This is a messenger RNA of Macrosiphum euphorbiae (potato aphid), 3360 nucleotides long. The record is from the annotation of a GenBank genome assembly. NCBI's taxonomy places the organism in Eukaryota, Metazoa, Arthropoda, Insecta, Hemiptera, Aphididae.
AUGGCGCCUCCAGAGUUGACUGAAUGUAUUAGGAAACGCGGGGUAGCAAAGGGUAAACUAACUCGAUUCGGAUCAUUCUUCGACACAUUCCAAAGGAAUGCAAGGCGCAACUACACUGAGUUGAAAUUACGGCUAGACAAACUGGAAUCAUUGUUUGAUGAAUUCGACCUUAUCCAAACUGAAAUCGAAGGUUUGGAUGAAUCUGACUCGCAGCAAGAAGAACGCAUCAAAUUUGAAAAUGAAUUUUUUUCCAUACAAGCGGCGGCCGUGAAUGAGUUAUCAUCACAAGAACUCCAAUCGUCUGAUCAAUCAUUUAGUCGAAAUCAUCGACCGGGUGUUGAAGCUCACAUGAAGUUGCCGAGAAUCAACCUUCCUGAAUUUGACGGAGAAUAUGAAAACUGGCAGUGUUAUCGAGAUACUUUCAGUGUCAUGAUUCACAACGCUCGAAUACCUGCAGUAGAAAAAUUUCAAUAUCUCCGAUUAUCUUUGAAAGGGCUGGCGGCGCAGCUAAUCGAAAGUUUGGAGGUAACGGAGGGGAAUUAUUUAGUUGCAUGGAACUUAGUUCAAGAACGAUUUGAAAAUAAGCGUCUUAUAGUACAGACUCAUGUAUCAAAAUUAUUUGCAGUAAAUAAGUUAAAAAAUGAGUCUGCCUCUGCAACGAGAAGUUUCUUCGACAUCUUUAGUCGACACCUGGGAGCUUUAAAAGCUAUCGGAGAACCAGUGGAUGAAUGGAGUACGCUAUUAGUACACAUAGCAUCUUCCAAACUCGAUGAUAAAUCUCUCAUGGAAUGGGAAACUUCACGAAAAGAUACAAGUGUACCAACAUGGAACGAGUUCACUACGUUUCUAAAUCAUCGAUGUCAAACGCUCGCAGCAAUUGAAGUCUCUAAAGCACAGGGAAGAAACAUGUGGCAAGACCCAUCAAUACCAGUUCGACGGUCAUUUACCACGGUUCACCAACCGUCCAUCAUGUCACAGUCAAAAUGUCCCAUGUGCAAAUUAGUACAUGCCCUUUAUCAAUGUCCAAAAUUUUUAGCUUUGAGAACGCCAGAGAGAGUGAAAUUUGCUAGAACAAUAAACGUUUGCGUUAACUGUUUACGAGGUGGUCACCGAGCAUCGUCUUGUCGUAGUGCAGGUUGUUCAAAAUGCAACCAACGACACAAUAGCAAACUACAUCUGGAAGACGAUGAAAGAGCCGAAGCAUUUGCGAACAGUGCGUUAAUUGAUGAAGAAACUGGAAAUAGUUCUGAUACUCAGGAAAGCAUAGUGGAUAGCGAAGAGAGCCAAGUAGCAUUAAAGGCACAAAUAAUGGAAAAGAGAAAAACCGUCGGUGAAGUAACAAUGUUAUCAACGGCUUUAGUUAUAAUUUCCGAUGUGCGUGGUAAAGGAAUUAUGGCAAGAGUUUUAUUGGAUUCUGGUUCCCAAGUCAACCUUAUGACUACCAGACUGGCAAUAAAACUAGGUUAUCCAAUAACUGAAACAGCUACAACGGUAAUUGGAGUAUCAGGUAUGUCAUGUAAAGCAGUUGGACAAGUUAGCGCUACUGUGAAAUCGAGAAUUAACGCAUAUUCAACAGAUUUAAGAUUCUUGGUAUUACAGAAUAUCGCAAAUACCUUGCAGUCAGUACAACCAACCAACGAAGUCAUGAACACAAUUAAUCUAGGCGAAUGUGCUGACCCAGACUUCCGUUCUACAAAAAAAAUUGAUAUAAUACUUGGCUCCGAAAUAUUCUAUGAGCUGUUAUGCAUCGGUCAAAUAAAACCAGCAGGCACUCGCGCAAUUUGGCAAAAAACUGUAUUCGGUUGGGUUCUAUCAGGACGGGUACAGAGUGACCACAUUAAUCCUCACACGUCUUGCAUGACAACAAUGGUGAGUAUCGACAAUUCAAUUCAAAACGAAGUACAGAAGUUUUGGGAGCUCGAAGAAGUCGUCGAACCAAAGGAACGAAGAAAAUAUAGUAUUGAAGAAUGCAAAUGUGAAACCCAUUUUUUGAAGACGUCUUCAAGAGACGCCGAUGGUAGAUUUACGUUAAAGCUACCAUUUCGUAACAACAUACAGCAAUUAUUGGGUGAAUCGCGUUUCAUGGCAACGAAAAGAUUUCAUCAGAUGGAACGUAAAUUAAAUGAAAAUCCAGAGCUUAAGCUGGAAUACGUCAGGUUUAUGCGUGAGUAUCAAAAUCUUGGUCACAUGACCCUGUCGACUAAGACGAAUACUCAUUCGACGGAACAUCCACAAUGGUGGAGUGGACCCUCAUGGAUGAUACAACCAGAAACCGAAUGGCCAAAACAAAAGUUAUUGAAUAACGAAGAGGAACCGGUAGAACAGCGUAAGACGGUUAAGGUAUUACACGUCCACACCGAAAGUCAAAUGGAGUUUCAAGAUAUCGUUAAUAGAUUCUCGAAACUAGAACGGUUGCAACGGGUAACAGCUUAUCUAUUCCGAGCAGUUACUCAAAGGAAAUACCGCCUGACUGGAGAUUUGAAAGCUGAAGAAUUAAAACGAGGGUUGAUGUACUGGGUAAAAAUCACUCAAGCUCAAGCGUUUUCAUCGGAAAUUUCCCAGUUAAAGGCUGGAAACAGUUUGAAUGACAGCAAAUUACAAUCGUUAGUUCCAUUCAUCGACGACAAUGAUGUAUUAAGGGUUGGAGGCCGGCUACAAAACUCAAACGAGUCAUAUGAAGCACGUCAUCCCAUUAUUCUGCCUUCGACAACAUAUUUGGUCGAAUUAAUUGCGGACAAGGAACAUCGACGAUUAAUUCAUGCCGGACCACAGCAAAUAGUAGCUAGUUUGCAAAGAGUGUUCUGGAUUCCGGGCUUACGCAGUGUUAUUCAAAAGAUAAUUUUUAAAUGUAACCCAUGCUAUAGAUGGAAAGUACAAGCUUCCAAACAGCUAAUGGGCUCCCUUCCGGUUAGUCGAGCUAAUCCAUCAUCAAUAUUUCAUGUAUGUGGAGUCGAUUAUGCUGGGCCUUUUCAAGUGCGUUUCGGUUCACGAAAACCUUUAACCGCAUUGCCGGAGCCCAAUUACCUCGAUAUAAAAGCUCCACGCCUUCGUUGGCACAUGGUACAACAACUGGUUCAAGGAUUUUGGAAAAGAUGGCGGACGGAGUACCUUCAGUCAUUACAAGUACGCCACAAAUGGACUCAAACUGAAGAGAAUCUCCAAGUUGGUGAUUUAGUGCUGAUUCGAGAAGACUAUGAAACACCACUCGCAUGGAGUCGUGGUAGAAUACUUCUUCUACACACGGGAAGUGAUGGUCUCGUGCGUGUCGCUACAGUAAAAACAGCAACCACAGAAAUGAAACGACCAAUCCACAAACUUUGCCUAUUACCCGGUCAACGAGAAGUUCAAUUAAACCCGUGA